UGUAUAGAACUCUAUAUAAUCCCAAGUUGCUCUCACUUAGUAAUUCAUCAACUUACAACUUACAACCAAGCACUUAAUUUCAUUUUAGACUCUUCAUAAAUUAGAAAUUCAUCACUAACCCAAGAUAAUCAUAAGAAACUAACCAUGGUUACCAAGACUGGUCAAAAGCUUCCUACAAUCAACCUGAAUAGCACAAACUUAAACCCAGGAACAAGUUCAUGGGUAUCAACAAGCAACAAGAUCAGGAAAGCACUAGAAGAAUAUGGAUGUUUUGUAGCUAUGUAUGAUAAGUUUUCAGUAGAUCUUCAUAAUAAGGCUGUUGAUGUUAUAAAGCCUAUGUUUGAUCUUCCUAAUGAAGUAAAAGCAAGAAAUUGUUCUGAUCUUCCUUACCAUGGUUACUAUAAGCCAGGAAAAGUCAUGCCUUUACUUGAAAGUCUAGGAAUUGGGAAUGCACCCAUCAUUGAUGAGGUUCAUAACUUUGCUAAUCUCUUGUGGCCUAAUGGGAAUCCACUCUUUUGUGAAACGAUCCAUGAAUACGCAACAAAAGUAGCAGAGCUAGAACAAGGGGUAAUAAGGAUGGUGUUCGAGAGUUAUGGAGUAGAGAAGUACUAUAAGGAUCAUUUGGACUCCAAAACGUACCUUCUUCGGAUAGCAAAAUAUAGGGUACCCCUUAAACACGAGGACAAUAUUGGUGCACUUGGUCAUACUGACAAAAAUUUUAUUACUAUACUUCAUGAGAAUGAUGUGAAUGGCUUAGAGGUUCAAACUAAGGAUGGUCAUUGGCUUAGUUUUGACUCCUCGCCUCAGUCUUUUGUUGUUAUGGCCGGUGAACCUUUCUUGGCAUGGAGCAACAACAGAAUACAUGCACCUUUACAUCGUGUGAUAAUGAAAGGAGAGAAGCCAAGAUAUUCAUUUGCAUUGUUCUCAACAACCAAAGACACAAUUGAAACACCAAAAGAAUUGGUAGAUGAUGAGCACCCUUUACAAUUUAAGCCUUUUGAUUACAUGGGAUUGCUACGUUUUUACACCGAAGAUGUUACUCGAAUGGCUGUAUGCACCAUCAAAGACUAUUGUGGACUUUAAUUCUAUCACUUUCUUUACUUGUUUUUAUUUAUGUUAUUUUUUUUCAAUUUUGAUUUUAAUAUUAAUUAUUGUAUGUUAUUAAUUACAUAAGCACUAAUUGAUUUAAAUCCAAUGAAUUAUGAAAUGUAUUCUUAAAGAAUUGUUAAAAUCGAAUUGAUAUAUACUAAAAAUAUAAAGAAAAA
This is a messenger RNA of Amaranthus tricolor (Joseph's coat), 1265 nucleotides long. Its product is annotated as probable 2-oxoglutarate-dependent dioxygenase AOP1. Gene Ontology annotation, molecular function: dioxygenase activity. The coding region runs from base 145 to 1083 and encodes 312 amino acids. The record is from RefSeq and is a predicted model, not a curated record. Lineage: Eukaryota; Viridiplantae; Streptophyta; Magnoliopsida; Caryophyllales; Amaranthaceae. The transcript has 4 exons.